Pyrenophora tritici-repentis Pt-1C-BFP is the source of this 767-nucleotide messenger RNA. Its product is annotated as Cdd, Cytidine deaminase. The record is from RefSeq and is a predicted model, not a curated record. Gene Ontology annotation, molecular function: cytidine deaminase activity; zinc ion binding. NCBI's taxonomy places the organism in Eukaryota, Fungi, Ascomycota, Dothideomycetes, Pleosporales, Pleosporaceae. Gene Ontology annotation, cellular component: cytosol.
GCGUCGCGCCUCUCCCUUGUUUUCUUUCCCUUCCUUUCCCACAAUGUCAACAAGCAGCGUCCCCAAAUUCACUCCUGGUGAAGCUGUGACGGAGAAAGAUGGGUUGAUUCACGGUGUUUCUGCGCAGGAGUUGCAGGUGUUGGGCGAGCGAUGCUUUGAGGCAAAGGUCAAGGCUUACUGCCCAUACUCCCUCUUCCGCGUUGGCGCCUCGCUCCUCCUCAACACCGCAACAUCCACGAAUGUCACGGCAGACGAACACACCAUCAUCGGCGCAAAUGUAGAAAACGCAGCAUACCCCGUCGGAACCUGCGCUGAGCGCGUCGCAAUGGGUACAGCUGUUGUGGCGGGCCACCAAAUCGGGUCGUUCAAGGCCGUAGGCGUGACGACGGAUAUCGACGAUUUCUGCUCGCCGUGUGGCAUGUGCAGACAGUUUCUGAGGGAGUUUCUGAAGCUGGAAACACCUAUUUUCAUGUUCAAUAAGGAGGGCAAGUGGAUUGUGAGGACAAUGGGGGAGCUGUUGCCGCUGAGCUUUGGGCCGGACGUUUUGCCGCCCAGGGAGGAGAUGAGGAAGACUCAGGAGGAGGAUAAGGCGAAGACUGCGUAGGAGGUUUUGGUUGCGAUAGCAUAGCGAGGGCGUUGGGUAGGGGUGAAUCUACGGGGCGUUGGUGGGAGGUGCGGAUAUAGGUGCAUGACAAAGGUGCUAGAUUAGAUGGUAAACCCUACCGGAGAGCUUCAAUGCUGUAGAAAUUAUACACUACACAUCCAAA